AAGAAAUGAGAAGUGGCGAUAUUUAAUUUGAGUCUCCUGAGUGUUGUGGUAGAGAGACAGUGUAAGCAACAGCAGCAGCAGCAAGUACACGGACGGUCUGGUCAUUACUCAUAGAUAGAUUGAUAGAGAAGAAGAUCAUGUCGAUGAUGAGUAUUGGAUCGGAAGAGGAGGAGGAGCUACGACGGCGAAAGUUAGAUGAAGCCCUUGAAGUCAAAUCUUUGCGCCGUAUUAUUAGCGCUUACCUCAACUAUCCAGAGGCUUCAGAGGAGGAUGUCAAAAGAUACGAGCUCUCUUUCCAAAAGCUUCCUCUUUCUCACAAGGCUUUGCUUUCUCACCUUCCUCAGAAAUUCCAACAAUUAAGAUGGUGUAUAUCUGAGAAUUCAGUAUUCAUAUUUCAGAUGCUUCAGGCUUUUGAUCCCCCACUUAAUAUGAGCCAAGACAUUGAUAUUUGUGAGCAUGAAAAGUUGAAGACUACUAAUAAGCAUUAUGGAGAAAAAGAUGCUCGUUCUUGUCAGUCAGAAGAAAAAUCACAUCACCAUAGCAUUGAUGAGGCUAAGUCUGUAGAUGAAAAGGAUGUAGCACGCAGGCUGCCAGAAGUGAAGGAGAAUAAGUUAAAUGUUACUGGGAUAAAUGGUGAAAGCCUUUCUGUGGAUGAUGCUGGAGGCAGUUGUGUUAAAAAUAUGCAACAGGUAGAAUUUUCGUCAUCCCCUGAUUGGCUAGAUCCAUCACUUCAGUCACAUGUUCCCAUGGUUGACGUGGAUAAGGUUCGAUGUAUUAUCAGGAAUAUAGUUAGAGACUGGGCACCAGAGGGGAAGAUUGAACGUGACCAAUGCUACAAACCCAUUCUUGAAGAGCUAGAAAGUCAAUUUCCUAAUCGAAGUGCAGGAAGUCCUCCUUCUUGCUUAGUACCUGGUGCUGGCCUUGGUAGGUUGGCUUUGGAAAUUUCAUGCCUUGGCUUUGUUUGCCAGGGAAAUGAAUUUUCCUAUUACAUGAUGAUUUGCUCAAGCUAUAUUCUUAACUAUACCCAGGUUGCUGGUGAGUGGACAAUAUAUCCUUGGAUUCAUAGCAAUUGCAAUGCACUUUCAGACAGGGAUCAACUUCGUCCAGUUUCUAUGCCAGAUAUACAUCCAGCAAGCGCAGGAAUCACGGAAGGGUUUUCUAUGUGUGGCGGUGACUUUGUUGAAGUAUAUAAGGAUCCAAGUCAAGCAGGAACUUGGGAUGCAGUUGUCACUUGCUUCUUCAUAGAUACAGCUCAUAACAUAGUUGAAUACAUUGAAAUCAUCUCCAAACUACUCAAAGAUGGGGGAGUCUGGAUAAAUUUGGGACCCCUACUUUAUCACUUUGCUGAUAUGUAUGGACAAGAAGAUGAAAUGUCUGUUGAACUAAGCCUGGAAGAAGUGAAGAGGGUUGCUUUCCAUUAUGGGUUUGAAUUGGAGAAAGAAAAGACGAUAGAAGCAACCUACACAACAAACCCACGUUCUAUGAUGCAAAACCGAUAUUUUGCUGCCUUUUGGACUAUGAGAAAGAAGGCAUCAAGAGUGGCGGUGGAAACUCAAGCCACUACAUGAACAGAGAUCGGACGAGUUAGAUGAGGGUGCAGCUUGUAGCAAAUUACAAUGUUGGUGUCCUUUUUAUUUGUUAGACAAUGGCUUAAUAAUGCAUUUUCCAGGUUUAAAUUAUAGGUAUCCUUCUUUCGAAGAAAAAGAAGAUACAGUAUUGAAAAACUGGCAUUGAUAAACAAAGGAGACCUUGUGGAUGUUCAUGAUAAGUGUGACUUUCUUUCAAUUUACUUGCCUGUAUGAUAUUUAUAAUAUAUAGUUUUUUUCAUGUUGA
This is a messenger RNA of Impatiens glandulifera, 1833 nucleotides long. RefSeq names its product carnosine N-methyltransferase-like. Lineage: Eukaryota; Viridiplantae; Streptophyta; Magnoliopsida; Ericales; Balsaminaceae. The transcript is spliced from 18 exons. Bases 138 to 1568 code for a protein of 476 amino acids. The record is from RefSeq and is a predicted model, not a curated record. Gene Ontology annotation, molecular function: S-adenosylmethionine-dependent methyltransferase activity.